This is a messenger RNA of Nylanderia fulva, 1279 nucleotides long. Its product is annotated as nucleolar protein 8. Lineage: Eukaryota; Metazoa; Arthropoda; Insecta; Hymenoptera; Formicidae. Gene Ontology annotation, molecular function: RNA binding. The record is from RefSeq and is a predicted model, not a curated record.
AAAUUUUUAUAGUGUUUAAUUCUUAGUUUUAUCAAUAUUUUUUAUUGUAAGCAUUAAAUAUGAGUACAAUUACUGAAUCUGAGAAGAAACGCUUACAAUCGUUGAAGGAGAAGAAGCAGGCGUUCAAAGCAAAAAGCCAAUUCCUACAGCAAGCUUUAAGAAACUUGGAUGAUACUACAAAAGUUAAGAAAAUUAUAUUUGACGAUAUUGAUGAACAGCAAAGUUCCAAGUUAAAAAGGAAGAGAGAUUUGUUUGAUAGUGAUAAUGAUAGUGAUAAUGAUAAUGAAAAAGAUUCUCUAUGGAAUAAAGAUGAAUUUAGUAUCAAAGAAAAUAAAUCUAAAAAGACCAUUCUUGGUAAUGAUGCACGAUUUACUUUAGAUGAUCGUUUUAUAAAAAAUGAUGAUCAGACUGAGAAAACUGAACUUGUUGAAGACAACAAUGAAUGUGAUUUGCAGAAAGAGAAAGAGAAGCAAUUAGAUAUUUUAGAAAGUAUUUUAGGAACACCUCUUACAGUAAAAAACCAGGAAAUAAAAACAACUAAAAAGAAUUUGAUGAUACGGUAUGAUCCAACUGAAAAUGGGCAUGGUGAAUAUGAAGUAAAAUCCGAACAGCCAAAAAUGAAAGAGAAAAAUACAAAAAAGAAACGUGAUAAAUUUGUAUUGGAAAUGGAACCUACACUUUCAGAACCAGAAGUAUCAAAGGAUAUCUAUUAUACUGUGUCUGAUAUCUUGACAGAAAGUUUAAAACAGAAAGAAGAAUUUAGUUUGUUAAAAGCACAUAGGAAAGAAAAUGAUACAGAGAAUGCUGAGGAUUGCAGUACAUCUGUUAUGGAUAAUAAAGCUCACAAUUUUAAGCUGAAUUUUAAUGCGACUAAUGCAUUUAAAUAUGAUUCAUCUGAUGCUGAUGAAGAUUUAAAUGAAGUACUAGAUACAGAUAAACAGAUGACAGAUGAGAUUAAAGAAAAUACUUGUACAAAUAGCCUGUUUGAAUAUAAAGAUACUUUAUUUCUUGAUAACGAAGAUAUACGAUUUAAUGAGGCUAGAAGAUUCUUCAAUGCAGAAGCUAUUUCAAAUGAUGAAUUUAAAAAUUUGAGACGUGAGUUGAAAAUGAUUGUACGUACGAAAAUUCGUACAAACGAAAGGAAACAUCAACCGUGGAAUAAGAAAAGAAAAAUUAGAAUAUUUAAAAAAUAAUGAUUUUUUCUAACUCUAUUGAUACCAAUAUGAUUGAUUAAAGUACUUGCAGCAAUUUUGAAUAAAUUGAUGAUAUAUGCAAUAUA